AUGAGUGAGAGGAGAAGAUCGGCGGUGGCCCUCAGCUCCCGAGCGCACGCUUUCUCGGUAGAAGCCUUGAUCGGGACAAAUAAAAAGAGGAAACUGCGAGACUGGGAGGACAAGGGGCUGGAUUUGUCCAUGGAAAGCCUCAGCCCCAAUGGCCAGCUAGGGGACAAUGAAGACCCGACUCAGUGCUUGGAUCUCAACCCCGACUCUGAGCAGAGCACUGGGUCUGACACAGAGGUUCUGGCAGAAAGGACAUCCUGCUCGUUUGGCUCCCAUUCUGACCUUACAUCUGGUAGCUCAGGCCCUCAGCCUCCUCCAUCUUCAUCCAUGGAAGAGAUCCAGGUAGAGCUGCAGUGUGCUGACCUCUGGAAAAGAUUUCAUGACAUUGGGACAGAGAUGAUCAUCACAAAAGCAGGCAGGAGAAUGUUUCCAGCCAUGAGAGUGAAAAUUACAGGCUUGGAUCCCCACCAGCAGUAUUAUAUUGCCAUGGACAUUGUGCCUGUGGAUAACAAGAGAUACAGAUAUGUGUAUCACAGCUCCAAGUGGAUGGUGGCUGGUAAUGCUGACUCCCCAGUGCCCCCAAGGGUUUACAUCCACCCUGACUCACUGGCUUCUGGAGACACCUGGAUGAGGCAGGUGGUCAGUUUUGACAAGCUGAAGCUGACCAACAAUGAGCUGGAUGAUCAAGGCCAUAUAAUCUUACAUUCAAUGCAUAAGUACCAGCCCCGUGUUCAUGUCAUCCGCAAGGAUUUCAGCAGUGAUCUUUCUCCUACAAAGCCAGUUCCUUCAGGAGAUGGGGUGAAAACCUUCAACUUCCCUGAGACUGUCUUCACCACAGUGACAGCCUACCAAAAUCAACAGAUCACCAGAUUAAAAAUUGACAGAAACCCCUUUGCUAAAGGUUUCAGAGAUUCUGGGAGAAACAGGACGGGGCUGGAGGCCAUUAUGGAGACCUACGCCUUCUGGAGGCCCCCCGUGCGCACUCUCACCUUCGAAGACUUCACUACCAUGCAGAAGCAGCAAGGAGGCAGCACAGGUACCUCCCCGACCACCUCUAGCACGGGGACUCCAUCGCCCUCUGCUUCCUCUCACCUUCUCUCUCCAUCCUGCUCCCCUCCAGCCUUUCAUCUGGCCCCCAACACGUUCAAUGUUGGCUGCCGGGAGAGUCAGCUUUGCAACCUCAACCUGUCUGAUUAUCCCCCCUGUGCCAGAAGCAACAUGGCUGCCUUGCAGAGCUACCCAGGGCUGAGUGAUGGUGGCUACAACCGGCUGCAGAGUGGCACCGCUUCUGCCUCUCAGCCCUCUGAAACCUUCAUGCCUCAGAGGACUCCAUCCUUGAUCUCAGGAAUGCCGACUCCUUCCUCCUUGCCCAGCAACAGCAAGAUGGAGGCAUACAGCAGCCAGCUGGGAUCCUUCCCGAGCUCCCAGUUUCAGUAUGUCAUGCAAGCAGGCAACCCUGCCUCCACUUCCUCCUCUUCACACAUGUUUGGUGGCAGCCACAUGCAGCAGAGCUCCUACAAUGCCUUCUCCCUGCACAAUCCCUACAACCUCUAUGGAUACAAUUUCCCUGCUUCCCCGAGGCUGGCAGCAAGCCCGGAGAAACUCACCACCUCCCAAAGCACUUUACUCUGCUCUUCCCCAUCUGGCGGGGCCUUUGGAGAGAGGCAAUACCUUUCCACAGGGAUGGAUCACGGGAUGCACAUGAUCAGCCCUCCCUCUGGCAACCAGCAGUCAGCCAAUGCCUGUGACAACAGACAGUAUGGUGCGGUUCAGGGCUCCUCCUCACAGAUGUCUGUGCACAUGGUCUAA
Messenger RNA from Colius striatus (speckled mousebird), 1806 nucleotides. RefSeq names its product T-box transcription factor 15 (gene TBX15). Gene Ontology annotation, biological process: cell fate specification; positive regulation of DNA-templated transcription; regulation of transcription by RNA polymerase II. The transcript is spliced from 8 exons. Gene Ontology annotation, cellular component: nucleus. The record is from RefSeq and is a predicted model, not a curated record. NCBI's taxonomy places the organism in Eukaryota, Metazoa, Chordata, Aves, Coliiformes, Coliidae. Bases 1 to 1806 code for a protein of 601 amino acids. Gene Ontology annotation, molecular function: DNA-binding transcription factor activity, RNA polymerase II-specific; RNA polymerase II cis-regulatory region sequence-specific DNA binding.